Molecule: messenger RNA, 1488 nt
Organism: Adineta steineri
Lineage: Eukaryota; Metazoa; Rotifera; Eurotatoria; Adinetida; Adinetidae
Source: the annotation of a GenBank genome assembly
AUGGUAACAAAUGCUUAUCGAUUAUUUCUCAAUCGAUUAUGUCAAUCUUGUCCAUUGAAAACUCAGUGUGCUCUAUUUAACAAAUUUGCUGAAGAUCAGGAAAGAAUAUCACUUGAAUCAACUCCAUUAAAUCAUUCCGAUAUACAAACAAUAGAUAAUAAUUUAAAUGUUUCAUCUCUUCAACAUUGUUUUUUAUGUAUUGAUAUUUUACAUCGUUAUACUUCUGAUGAAUUUAUGCAACAAAUUAAACAAACUGCUCAAACAGCAACAAGUGAUUUUCAAUCAUUUUGUGUUAAUCUUUCUUUACCAUUGAAUUUACUUAUUCGUCAUGCAUAUUUAACGAAAUUUUUAACGAAAUUUGUUGGCGAAUGUAAUGAAAAAGAUCUACCGAUAAUUAAAGAUCAAUGGAGAAAUUUAAUGAUUGAUCGAUUAGAAGAAGUUCUUCAUCGACCUUAUCAAAUAGACAGUCCGUUUGAAAUUAAUAUAACAUUUGAUUUUAGUGGUGAAAAGGAAGAACUUGAAAGUUUACGAAGAUUUCGUUAUGCAGAUAAUCCAAAAUUAGCAAAAUCAAAUGCGAAUGAAGGAUUUACUCGUCAAGCAGUAACUACAAUUCUUAACGAUCUUACAUUCGAAGAUUUUGAACAAUAUUAUAAACCAGCUAUUAACGGAAAAACAACAUAUACAAUUUCUGCUCUACAUGAUUCAGUCUAUGUAGCUGGACGUUAUAAUAAAUAUUCGCGUACAUUAUCUCAGACUCCAUGGAUUAUUGAUGGAAUUCGUAAAGCUGAAACAUCUGUUGAAGAAUUAAUAGCACUUCCAAUAAGUAAACUUGUGAAUGCUAAAGAUUAUGUUUUUCUUUCUUCGGGCCGAGAAGAUGUCGAUGUACGAACAUUAGGUCGUGGUCGACCAUUUGUUAUUGAAUUUCGACAUCCUUCAAGAAUUCUUUAUCUACCGGAAGAAUUUGUUACUGCUCAACAUGAUAUUAAUACAUUAACAAAAGAUGUUCGUGUUCGAGAUUUACAACAAGUAACAAAAGAAGAAAGUAAUCAGAUUAAAGAAGGUGAAGAAGAAAAAACAAAAUGUUAUGAAGCUUUAUGUUACACUGAAACGCAAAUUGAUCAAACUGAACUUGAUCAAAGACUUGCAUCCGUUCCGAAUCCAAUAGUUAUUGAACAAAAAACUCCAAUACGAGUUUUACAUCGACGAACAGUAAUGACACGUCAACGAUCAAUCACUGAACUUUCAGCAACGGUGAUUGAUCCAUAUCAUUUUCGUUUACUUUUAACAACACAAGCUGGUACAUAUGUAAAAGAAUUUGUUCAUGGUGAUUUUGGUCGAACAAAACCAAAUUUAACAAUGAUACUUGAUCGUUUUGUUGAUAUUAUUGAAUUAGAUGUUCUAGCUGUGAAUAUUGAUUUUCCGCCAUCGUUAAAAAAUGAAAAUAACGAAAAUGAAAAAGAUAUUUUGUGUGAUAUGAAUGGAAAAUAA